AUGAGCUCUGCCUCUGCAACUAAGCAUAAGAAGCUUCACGUAACUUUGUUCCCAUGGCUUGCUUUUGGUCACAUAAUCCCCUUUCUUGAGGCUGCCAAGCACAUAGCUCGCAGAGGCCACAAGGUUUCCUUCAUUUCCACACCUAGAAACAUCCAACGACUCCCUCUGAUCACUCUCGUCCAAAUCCCUCUCCCCCGCGUGGAAAACCUUCCGGAAAACGCAGAGGCCACCAUGGAUGUCCCGUAUGACGUUAUCCCAUACCUCAAAAUAGCUCAUGAUGGACUCGAAGAAGGUAUUUCUGAGUUCUUACAAGCUCAAACUCCUGAUUGGAUCAUUCACGACUUUGCCCCUCUGACUUCUAAGCUCGGUAUCUCAACUGCCCAUUUCAGUGUUUUCAACGCUUCCUCUUUAUGCUUCUUUGGGUCAACAUCACCGGAUCGAGCGUCUAGAUAUUAUUCUAGAACAAAGCCAGAACAAUUCACUGACCAAGAAAAUUUUAGGCCAUGGAUUCCCUUUCCGUCCAAUAUAUAUUUUAGGCCUUUCGAGGCCAAGAAAAUCUUCGAAGGUGUCAUGAAACAAAACCCUUCUGGCGUGACUGAUGGAUUUCGUUUGGAAUCAACUAUCCAAGGCUGCUAAGUCUACUUCAUUCGAAGUUGUAGAGAUAUCGAAGGUGAGUGGCUAGAUUUGCUUCAAGACCUUCACCAAAAACCAGUGGUGCUUCCCACCGGCUUCUUGCCACCAUCUGUACCAAGAAGUGAUGAAGAAGGAAAAGAUAGUAACUGGACCAAAAUUGCAGAGUCGUUGGACAAACAAGAGAAAGGGAAAGUGAUUUAUGUUGCAUUUGGGAGUGAGCUUAAUCUAAGCCAAGAAGAGUUCAAUGAGUUGGCUCUUGGAUUGGAGCUAUGUGGAUUGCCUUUCUUUUGGGUGCUACGGAUACCUAGUCAUGGGUCUGGCAAUGGUGACUCGGUUAAGCUACCAGACGGGUUUGAGAACCGAACCAAAGAUCGCGGCCUUGUCUGGACUAGUUGGGCUCCUCAGCUCAAAAUUUUGUCGCACGAGUCGAUCGGCGGUUUCUUGACUCAUUGAGGUUGGAGUUCCCUCAUUGAGUCACUCCAAUACGGGCGUCCCCUAAUCAUGCUGCCAUUUAUGUACGAUCAAGGGCUAAUUGCCAGGUCGGGAAACAAGAUCGGAAUUGAAGUGCCUAGAGAAGAAGAGAGUGGAUGGUUUACAAGGAACGAGUUAGCGAACUCGUUGAAGUUGAUCGUGGUCGAUGAGGAGGGGAAGCCAUACAGAGAUGGAGCUGAUGAAUAUAGUAAGUUGAUUAGGGACAACGUACGCCAUGAUAUAUACAUGGACGAAUGCGUGGAGUUUCUGGAAACGCCUGCCCAUCAUGAGGUUUGAAUUCUUGUAGCUGAGUGGAUUGAGUUAGGGAAGGCUUAAUUUACGUACGUGUUCCAGUGCCUUCAGU
Messenger RNA from Argentina anserina (silverweed cinquefoil), 1468 nucleotides. RefSeq names its product putative UDP-rhamnose:rhamnosyltransferase 1. The record is from RefSeq and is a predicted model, not a curated record. Gene Ontology annotation, molecular function: UDP-glycosyltransferase activity. Lineage: Eukaryota; Viridiplantae; Streptophyta; Magnoliopsida; Rosales; Rosaceae.